CUAACACCCUUACUUAAAGAAGGCAAUUAGUGAUUUUAAAAGCACCCCACCGCGAGGAUUUGCAGCCUCCCCUUCUGUACGUACCUCUCUCUGUCUCCCCUUUCUUUCUAUCACCGUCACCCUUCAUUCCAUUAUUAGGCAGCCAGCAGAGCAGCUGCCAUAACUGCUUUCUACAUUGAUCACUAAUCACUCAUUCUUCUUUCUCUUUGCUUUUACAUUUCUGUAACUCAUCAGUCAUCUCAUCACUUCCUAUCUCCAACCAUGACUUGUUCUGACGAACAGAAGGUCACAACAAUGGUACUCAAGGUUGAUCUUGACUGCUGUCAAUGUUAUAGAAAGGUCAAGAAAGUCCUUUGCAGAUUUCCUCAAAUACGAGACCAAGUAUUUGAUGAGAAGAACAACACGGUGAUCAUCACCGUCGUCUGCUGCAGUCCUGAGAAGAUCAGAGACAAGCUUUGCUGUAAAGCUGGAAAAUCUAUCAAGAGUAUUGAAAUCAAGCAGCCAAACAAGCCUAAGCCUGCUCCUGCUCCUGCUCCUGCUCCUGCUCCAGCACCGGCCGAACCUGAGAAACCCAAGCCCAAGCCUGCCCCUGCCCCUGCUCCUGCCCCAGCUGAGCCUGAGAAGCCCAAACCCAAGCCUGCUCCAGCCCCUGAGCCUGAAAAGCCUAAGCCUGCUCCUGAACAGAAACCACCUGAAAAGAUACAAAAAAACGGCUCCAAGAAAUCUGACUCACCCCCUGAGGCAGCUCCAAAACCAGCUCAGCCAGCACCCAAACCAGCUGAGCCAGCUCCUAAACCAGCGGCACCGGCACCAGCACCGGCUCCAGCGCCAAAACCGCAAGAGCCAGAGGCACAAUGGGUGCCUGGGUUUCCACCCGGUCCACCACCACAGACAGUGUUUCCUGUAUCAAUCUGCUGUGCUCCAUGCUAUGAAGGCAGACCCGGAGGACCAUGCUACGGUGGUGGGCCUGGUGCCGGUUACCCAUACGGUUACUAUGGGCGGCCAUGCCCACCCCCACCUCCACCUGGGUACUGUUCGAGUCGGUGCGAUUAUUUCAGCGAGGAAAAUCCUGCUGCAUGUUCUAUCAUGUGACUUGUUGUUCUGCUCGCCUAAAUUCACUCCUGUCAAUUACGUACUCAUAUCGUUUGGUCAAUUAAUUGCACAUCUUUAGGCUACAAUCCCACAGGCUUAUUUUUAUUUUAAUGUAAAUCGAGAAUAUACUAUUACUACUAUUACUUUUAUAAGAUUAAUUAAAACGAUGGAGAUGGAGUAACAAUAAUAAUAAGUUUGUCGAUCACUUUGGUGGAGAA
Spinacia oleracea (spinach) is the source of this 1310-nucleotide messenger RNA. RefSeq lists its product as uncharacterized. Gene Ontology annotation, molecular function: metal ion binding. The coding region runs from base 262 to 1092 and encodes 276 amino acids. The transcript is spliced from 3 exons. Lineage: Eukaryota; Viridiplantae; Streptophyta; Magnoliopsida; Caryophyllales; Amaranthaceae. Gene Ontology annotation, biological process: regulation of defense response to fungus. The record is from RefSeq and is a predicted model, not a curated record.